AUGUCUUCUUACUUUGCACUAGGUUCCACUGGUUUAUGCGGAAACUUCUUCGUCAACAUUGCGGCCAACUCGCCGAAUGUUGCCCGCAUUUAUACUGUCAGUCGUCGUGAACCAAAAGUCACCACGGACAGCUCCAAGCUCAUUGCCACUGUCGAGCCUGAUACCGACAAAUGGCCUGCUUUGAUCAAGAAUCUUGAUAUCCCCCAGCAUUCCACUUACUAUUCGUCGUUUGGAACCACCAGAAAGGCUGCAGGCAGCGCUGAGAACUUCAUCAAAAUUGACGAAGGCAUCAAUGUUGCUGCUGCCACUGCUGCCAAAGAAUCCGGAAAAUUUGACACUGCCGUGCUGGUGUCCAGCGCUGGUGCCAAUUCGUCCUCGCGGUUCUUGUAUUUGGCCACCAAGGGCCGUAUAGAGGAGAAGAUCAAGGAAUUGAAGUUCAAACGUACGAUUAUUUUGAGACCAGGUACUCUACUCGGUGAAAGAGAGCAUGCUCAUAGCUUGCUUGAGAGCGUUACCAGAAAAGUGGGAGGGGUUGUGAGAGGCACAAUGUUCGGAGGACUUCUUGCACAUCCUAUCAAGGGCGAGGAAGUUGCAAAGGUGGCCUUCUACUUAAGUCAGAAACCCAUUGAGGAGGACAAUGAGGUCAUUGUUGUUGACAGCAGUGAGAUGCUCAAGAUUGUUGAGGAUAAUGGUUUAUAA
Messenger RNA from Ogataea parapolymorpha DL-1, 699 nucleotides. Its product is annotated as Protein FMP52, mitochondrial. Bases 1 to 699 code for a protein of 232 amino acids. NCBI's taxonomy places the organism in Eukaryota, Fungi, Ascomycota, Pichiomycetes, Pichiales, Pichiaceae. The transcript has a single exon. Gene Ontology annotation, cellular component: cytoplasm. Gene Ontology annotation, biological process: import into nucleus. The record is from RefSeq and is a predicted model, not a curated record.